Nerophis ophidion (straightnose pipefish) is the source of this 3099-nucleotide messenger RNA. RefSeq lists its product as uncharacterized. The record is from RefSeq and is a predicted model, not a curated record. Lineage: Eukaryota; Metazoa; Chordata; Actinopteri; Syngnathiformes; Syngnathidae. The transcript is spliced from 4 exons. Bases 6 to 2819 code for a protein of 937 amino acids.
GACCAAUGGAGAAAGUUGAGCAGGAUGCCAGUUUACAAACUGACAGUGAAAGUUUGCCACUUGCCCCCAAAAGACCAAGGACAGACUGUACGUGGAAGUCUCUGACAUCACAAAUCUUUGAUUCCCCAUCAUUGAUCGCACCUGGAAAUGAAAGUCUAGUAUUCCCAGAACAAAAUGGACAUGCUAGGGUUGGAAAAUCAUGUGAACAAGCUCAAGACACUGAAAUAAAUGUCAGCCCCGCUGCUGAAGUCACAACAACCCACACAGCAUCGCCCAACGAGAACCACUUCCUUCAUAGCAAACAAUAUGAUUCGCAAGUCCAGCUUUUAUCAGGGUCUGAGACAUUCAAAGACUGCACCGGUGAGAUGUCCAGUCGUAUUGAGUGGCAACGACACGAGAAAUCACUUGAAGACAAACCUCCUGGUGAUUGCAGUGCGCCUUCUAAAAAUGGAAUUUCAAUUCACAAGGAGGUCGAAUGUCAGUCUGAUUUCUCUCGUGACGACAGUGUUGCCAGUUUAAGUAUACAAAGGGAAAGUAAUCACAUGGAUGACAAGCACAAUUUUGCUGAUAAUAUUGUCCAAAUGGAAGAAAAAGAGAACGAGAAGAGAGACAAAUCUCAAUUAUUUGACCUCACACGUGAUGAGGACAUCCCUGUUAUCUUGCUCGAAGACAAAAGCAAAGUGAAGAUUUAUGGUGGCCCUGCUGUGUGCGACAGGGAAACGAAUAACGACAAUGGAAGGAGUGCUCUCUCUUCUUCCGUUGAAUGUACUGAGGGAUCACUUAUCUCUUACGACAGUGCAGCAGCCAAAAAUAUUGCCAUCCAGACAGGAAGCACUGAUGACAUUGGGUGGGCAAAAGGAGAGCUUGGUGAGCUGACAGCCGAAGCACAGGGCAAAAUAGUUGAUCACACACCGGAGAAUCACAUAUCUGUGAGAUUCUGCCGAGAGUGUGCUGAAGGAGAUAAUGAUGCACAUCCUCUCAGUGUAAUUGAUCCUGCAGUUUCGGGAGAAACUGUCAGGGAGGCUGAAGGGAAUCACUUCAAUUCAGGGAGCAGCGCGAGUGAAGUAUUACCUCCAUCAGUAAAAGUCUGCGAGCUGGAAAUACCUCUUGCUCUCAUUUCUGGCGGCAGACCAUUAGACACAGCAGUGCAGUUGUCUAACCAGAGUGUACCACUGCAGCAUAACGACGAAAAAGAGAACUGGAGUCAAUUAUAUACCCAAACUCAGUCAUACUGCGUUGGCUCAAGUGAGACAGAUAACACAACAAGCUGUGACGGCAGCUGUCCUUCGGCAUUGAGUCCACAAAGGCCUGAAACACCUUUUCCAGCUGGGGAUGAAAUAGAAGGUAGCCGUGGAAGCAUGGGACAUCAUGCACACGAGCAGUCCAGCUGUUUGCCUGUCAGCUGCGACAACCCAAAGGCUCAGCACGUUGAGCAUCCCUGGUCUGGAACUGGCACGACAGACGAGCCAGUCUAUAUUCAAGAGAUGGCAGGUCUUGCUAAUGAAUGUGGACUGUAUGAAUAUGAAAUGAAUUCGGAGAAAGUAAUGCUGCAACACAAUAGACCAGACAACGACGCCAUGACUGAGCAACCACUCGUGGAGGGCUUGACAGAGGCGACCAGGCGAAUCGAUGAAAAUUCGCAUAGUUUUUUCACUGAAUACCACCAAACAGAUGAGACGCUGGAGGAAAAGGAUGAGCUUUUGCCCGCUUGCUUUCCUUCAAUCAAAGAUGCAGUCGUGCCAGGCCCACACGAAUUAAGCCCUAAAUUCUGCUCACAAAGCGAAGACAUCGACGCUGUUCUCAAAAAUAAGGACACAUUUUCACCAGUGCCAUCUGCCUUCUGCCUCUACAAUGCCAUGUCAGGGGGCUUUGACAACUUCCACAAGCUCCAACUGUCACCAGAUGAUGAUGAGUAUGAUGAUGAUGUUGGCCAAGAUCACACCAGCAUGGCCAGGAAACUAAUCAAAUCCCCCCAAAUGAACCCCUCCGUGUUAGAAUCAGAGGGUGAUGAGAAGGAGGAGAUGCCAAAAGAGACUGAGAUGGACCAAAUCCAUGAGAAGGGGGGCAUAUUUGAGUGUCACACUGACGACUCAGCCAGAGGAAGUUUUGACAGUGCUACCAACUGUACUGAACUUGUCUCAGAGCAGGAACUCAUUUCUUCAGAAUGUCACCCAAAUGAGCCUGCCACUGAUUCCUCUGGGAGCAAUGAACCACGCUCGAUCCAAUACCCAGAAUUUGACAUGAAAAAAGAAUAUGACUUGGUCUUGAAGGAGCUGAAUCUGUAUUUCCUUAUUAGUAGAAGUGAUUCGGUAUGUGUCGAUGAAGCGCCAAAACUUGAGGAGUGCAGUGAUGUGAUGUGGUGCCAAGCUUCUCAGGGUAAAGGUCACAUCAGCAGCACAGAACCGGCGCUCCACUGCAACCAAUCUUCAGAUCCUGAUGAGGACCGCACUGUGCAAAUAAGUGUGACAGAUCCAGAGUCAUGUCAUAUCUGCAGUCAUGGUGGUGAACAGGAAGUGCCCAAUGGCCACCACCUUCUCCAAGAAGCAUCAGAUCCCUGGCAGACAGAGCUGAAAAGGACAGCGGGCUCCUUUAUGUGUCUCCCUCUCUUGCAGCCGCAGCACCACACACUGCCGUGGCAGGCCAAGAAACUCGAACCUCUGAGGACAUGCACACGACCAAUCCGUCUGGGAUUAUCCAAGCGAGCCAAACCAAAACCCUGCACCGUCUCCACCCUUACAAAUGUACCAAAUGAAGUUGUCGGGACUGUUUGUGAGUCACAGUGCAUCGUUUAUUGGACAGUUGUCAGUGUCGUCUGGUAAGUAAAAUCUUCUCUAUUUGCAACUUACACCCAUGAAAUGUUUUAAAAGCGAAAGCUUGUUUUAACUUCCCUAUAUUUAAUUUUUUUACGACCCAUUUUGAACCGUUAAUAUGACUUAAAAAGAGUUUGUAAAUCAAUAUUUAUAUACAACAUUUAUGGUUUAAAGAAGUCCAAAACUUACAUCUCAUUGGUCAUUAUGCUUUUUUCUGUAGGCGUUUUGGUACAAUAUGCAACUUGUUCAAUGUUUGCGUGGGAGUAUUUAGUCGUGGUACGUGCAAUGU